AUGUCUCUUUCAAAGGUCACUCAAUUGCUCUUUUGCCUAGCGUUUAAUUUAGGCACCACGACGUCAACGAAUAAUACAGAUUCAUGUGGAAGAAGUCAACUUUAUCCACCAGGAAAUCUCACAAGUCCUCGUUUUCCUUUUUUAUACCCUAACAACAUGGAUUGCAAUUGGACUGUUUCCAGCACCAGUGGAAGGAAUAUUUUACUGCAGUUUUCGUUUUUCUUGCUGGAAAGUCAUUCUAGUUGCUAUUUUGACUAUUUGGACGUUUAUGAUGGAGAAUCAGCGACUGCGACGAAACUGGGCAGAUUCUGUGGAAAUCAAUUACCAAGAAGCCUGGUAUCAUCUGGACUCAAACUCUUCAUCGUGUUUCACUCGGAUUUUCUUGUUUCAGCACCGGGAUUUGUUCUGAACUAUUCAACCCCAUUAGAUGUAAAUGAAUGUUACCUUGGAACUCACAACUGCAGUAUUGGGGCAUCAUGUGUGAAUACCGAUGAAUCGUUUUACUGCAUUUGUAAAAGCGGUUAUACGGGAAAUGGCGUGACCUGUACAGAUAUCAAUGAAUGUGAACUUGAAAUUGAUAACUGUCAUUCUCAAGCAUCAUGUCGCAAUACCAAUGGGACGUUCGACUGUUCUUGCAACUUUGGCUUCAGCGGAGAUGGAAUAGCAUGUAGAGAAGUAGAAACCUGCAACAAAACGAUUGAUCUUGGAUUUUUGUUGGACAGCUCUUGGCGUACCACUGGAAGUAAUUUUACGAAAAUGAAAUCUUUCGUCAAAGAUCUUACGGAUCGCUUUAAUGUGACACAAAAUGGGACGAGAGUUUCAGUGAUUUCAUAUGCGUCACAGAUAACAUUUGAUAUUCCAUUUUCCCGAGUGUUUGAGACCAGAAGAGAUCUUCAUUCAGCAAUAGACAGCGUUUCGUACGCCGGCGGAUUUAGCACUUACACAGCUUUUGCAUUGCAAGUAGCGUACUAUCAUAUGUUUCAUGCAGCAAAUGGUGCCCGAAUUUCAGGUGCAAAGCAAAUUUUGAUAGUACUAACUGCCAGCCAAAGUGUCGGAAAUGUUUACCAGCCAUCACAGCAACUCAAAAACAUUGGAGUCAUCAUAUUCUCUGUUGGAGUUGGUUCAGAAGUUCAUGUAUCCGAACUGGAAACAAUGGCUUCCGCUCCUGCAGAAGAUCAUGUUUUCCUGCUGGGCAACUUUAGUCAACUUUCGAAUUUGACACAAAAAAUGGCAUCGUCGACGUGCAAUGCGACUUACAGACCACCGUUUACGACACCAACGCCAGACAUAUGCGGAGAAAGUCAUCUAUAUCCUCCUGGUUCACUCCAGAAUCCAUCCUUCGUCCCCCAAUACCCGUACAACAUGCACUGCAAUUGGACUGUCACUAGCACAAAUGGGAGAAAUAUUCAAUUGCAAUCUUCAUUCUUCAGGCUGCCAUAUUCCUCUGGUUGUCUUCUGGAUUAUUUGGACGUGUAUGAUGGCGAUUCAGAAAGUGCGCCAAGAUUAGGGAUGUUUUGUGGUCUACAAUUAUAUCCAAUAAAACUGCAAUCAACUGGACUUAAAUUGUUCAUCCGUGUUCGUGUAGAUAAUUUUCAAAGAAUACACGGUUUCGCCUUCAAUUAUUCAACCCUAUUUGAUGUCAAUGAAUGUGAACUUGGAAUUCACAAUUGCAGUAUUGGAAAAUCGUGUAUAAAUACCAACGGGUCGUUUUAUUGCGGUCAGUGUAUCAUCGGUUAUACUGGGAUGGGAGAAGAAUGCACAGAUAUAAACGAAUGUGAACUUUAUACUGACAACUGCGAUAGUCAUGCAUCGUGUAUUAACACCAAUGGUUCCUUUAAUUGUUUUUGCAACUUUGGUUACGUUGGAGAUGGAGUGACAUGUAGAGAAGUAGAAACCUGCAACAAAACGAUCGAUCUUGGAUUUUUGUUGGACAGUUCUUGGCAUACCCGCGGAAUCUUUUACACGAAGAUGAAGUCUUUCGUAAAAGAUCUUACGGAUCGCUUUAAUGUGUCACAAAAUGGCACGAGAGUUUCAGUGAUGUCAUAUGCGUCAUCGAUAACAUUUGAUAUUCGAUUUUCUCGAGUAUUUCAAACCAGAAGGGAUCUUCAUUCAGCAAUAGAUAGCGUUUCGUUCGCCGGCGGAUUUAUCACUAGAACAGAUUUGGCAUUACGUAUAGCGUACGUUCAUAUGUUUCAUGCAGCAAAUGGUGCCCGAAUUUCAGGUGCAAAGCAAAUUUUGAUAGUACUUACUGCUGGCCAAAGUGUCGGAAGUGUUUACCAGCCCUCACAACAACUCAAAAACAUUGGAGUCAUCAUAUUCUCUGUUGGAGUUUGUUCAGGAGUUGAUGUAUCCGAACUGGAAACAAUGGCUUCCGCUCCAGCAGAAGAUCAUGUUUUCCUGCUGGGCAACUUCAGUGAACUUUCCAAUUUAACGCAAAAAAUGGCUUCAUCGACGUGCAAUGCGACCUACAGGCCACCCUUUACGACAUCAGCGCCAGAUCCAUGUGGAAGACGUCAACUGUAUCCUCCAGGAACUCUCACAAGUCCUCUUUAUCCUCUUUCAUACCCUAACAACAUGGAUUGCAGUUGGACUAUUUCUAGCACCAAUGGUAGAAAUAUUUUACUGCAGUUUUCAUUUUUCUCGCUGGAAAGUGCUUCCAGUUGUGUAUAUGACUAUUUGGACGUUUAUGACGGAGAUUCAGCUACUGCGACGAGACUAGGCAGAUUCUGUGGAAACCAAUUACCAAGAAGCCUGGUAUCAUCUGGACCAAAAUUGUUCAUGGUAUUUCAUACGGAUUUCUCUGUCACAAAACAAGGAUUUGCUUUGAACUAUACAACCACAUUUGACUUAUGCGGAGAAAGUCAUCUAUAUCCUCCUGGUUCACUCCAGAAUCCACCGUACCUUCUUCAAUACCCUUACAACAUGCACUGCAGUUGGACUAUCACUAGCACAAAUGGAAGAAAUAUUCAAUUGAAAUCUUUAUUCUUCAUGCUGCCAUAUUCUUCUGGUUGUCUUCUGGACUAUUUGGACGUGUAUGACGGCGAUUCAGCCAGUGCGCCAAGAUUAGGGAGGUUUUGUGGUCUACAAUUAUUUCCAAUAAAUCUGCAAUCAACUGGGCUUAAAUUGUUCAUCAGUUUUCGUCUGGAUAAUUUUCAAACAAUACACGGAUUCACCUUCAACUAUUCAACCCUAUUUGAUGUCAAUGAAUGUGAACUUGGAAUUCACAAUUGCAGUAUUGGAAAAUCGUGUAUAAACACCAACGGGUCGUUUUAUUGCGGUCAGUGUAUCAUCGGUUAUACUGGGGUGGGAGAGGAAUGCAUAGAUAUAAACGAAUGUGAACUUGAUACUGACAACUGCGAUAGUCAUGCAUCCUGUAUUAAUACAAAGGGUUCCUUUAACUGUCUUUGCAACUCUGGCUACUUGGGGGAUGGAGUGACAUGUCAAAACAUCACAACCUGUCCGAAAAGAAUUGACCUUGGGUUUAUGCUGGACAGCUCUGGUAGUAUCGGGUCAUCUAAUUUUAAUAAAACAAAAUCUUUUAUAAAAGAUAUUACUGAUUAUUUCAACAUUACGCCAAACAACACAAGAGUGGCAGUCAUGUCUUACGCGACACUUUCCACUGUGCACUUUCCAUUUUCUCGAACGUUUGUCUCCAGACAAGAUCUUCACUUAACAAUAGACAGCAUUCCGUACAGUAAAGGAGGUACUAACACGGCUCAAGCAUUGAUCAAAGCUUAUGAAGAAAUGUUUAAUGGCUCCCAAGUUUCAGGAGUAAAGAAAGUUUUGAUAGUUUUUACUGAUGGUCAAAGCAGUGGAAAUGUUUCUCAACCUGCCCAACAACUGAAAAACAUUGGCGUCAUCAUAUUUUCCAUUGGAAUUGGCUCAGGAAUUGAUGUUUUGGAACUGAAAACAAUGGCUUCUCCUCCUGUAGAUGAUCAUGUUUUCUUGUUGCACAACUUUAAUGAAUUCUCGUCCUUGGUUCAGAAUCUGUUAUUCUCUGUUUGCAAUGAUAUCAAUGAAUGUCAAACAAAUCCUUGUGAUAUAAAUGCAAAUUGUACCCAUGUAGAUGGUUCGUAUGAAUGUACCUGCCACGAGGGCUAUGAAGGAAACGGCAUAAAUUGUACAGAUGUGAAUGAAUGCGAAGACAAUCCUUGCCAUGUGAAUGCAAAUUGCACUACUAUUAAUGGAUGGUAUGAAUGUAACUGUCACGAAGGAUAUGAAGGCAAUGGCACCAGCUGUACAGAUAUGGAUGAAUGCAAAACUAAUCCUUGUGAUGUAAAUGCAAAUUGUACAAAUGUAGAUGGUUCGUAUGAAUGUACCUGCCACGAAGGUCAUGCAGGAAACGGCAAAAAUUGUACAGAUGUCAAUGAGUGCGAAGACAAUCCUUGCGAUGUAAAUGCAAAUUGCACCACUGUUAAUGGAUGGUAUGAAUGUAACUGUCACGAAGGAUAUGAAGGCAAUGGCACCAGCUGUACAGAUAUCGAUGAAUGCGAAACAAAUCCUUGUGAUGUAAAUGCAAAUUGUACAAAUGUAGAUGGUUCUUAUGAAUGUACCUGCCACGAAGGUCAUGCAGGAAACGGCAAAAAUUGUACAGAUGUCAAUGAGUGCGAAGACAAUCCUUGCGAUGUAAAUGCAAAUUGCACCACUGUUAAUGGAUGGUAUGAAUGUAACUGUCACGAGGGAUAUGAAGGCAAUGGCACCAGCUGUACAGAUAUUAAUGAAUGCGAAACUAAUCCUUGUGAUGUAAAUGCAAAUUGUACAAAUGUAGAUGGUUCGUAUGAAUGUACCUGUCACAAGGGCUAUGAAGGAAACGGCAAAAAUUGUACAGACGUCAAUGAGUGCGAAGAUAAUCCUUGCGAUGUAAAUGCAAAUUGCACUACUAUUAAUGGAUGGUAUGAAUGUAACUGUCACGAGGGAUAUGAAGGCAAUGGCACCAACUGUACAGAUAUCGACGAAUGCGAAACAAAUCCUUGCGAUGCAAAUGCAAAUUGUAAAAAUGUAGAUGGUUCGUAUGAAUGUACCUGCCAUGAGGGCUAUGAAGGAAACGGCAAAAAUUGUACAGACGUCAAUGAAUGCGAAGAAAAUCCUUGCGAUGUGAAUGCAAAUUGCACCAAUAAUAAUGGAUGGUAUGAAUGUAACUGUCACGAGGGAUAUGAAGACAAUGGCACCAGCUGUACAGAUAUCAAUGAAUGCGAAAAAUAUCCUUGCGAUGAAAAUGCGAAUUGUACAAAUGUAGAUGGUUCGUAUGAAUGUACCUGCCAUGAGGGCUAUGAAGGAAACGGCAAAAAUUGUACAGAUAUCAAUGAAUGCAAAACAAAUCCUUGUGAUGAAAAUGCAAAUUGUACAAAUGUAGAUGGUUCGUAUAAAUGUAUCUGCCACAAGGGCCAUGAAGGAAACGGGAUGAAUUGUACAGACGUCAAUGAGUGCGAAGACAAUCCUUGCGAUGUAAAUGCAAAUUGCACCACUAUUAAUGGAUGGUAUGAGUGUAACUGUCACGAGGGAUAUGAAGGCAAUGGCACCAGCUGUACAGGUACAUAA
Dendronephthya gigantea is the source of this 5538-nucleotide messenger RNA. RefSeq lists its product as uncharacterized. The record is from RefSeq and is a predicted model, not a curated record. Gene Ontology annotation, molecular function: calcium ion binding. The transcript is spliced from 37 exons. Lineage: Eukaryota; Metazoa; Cnidaria; Anthozoa; Malacalcyonacea; Nephtheidae. Bases 1 to 5538 code for a protein of 1845 amino acids.